This is a messenger RNA of Cydia splendana, 1176 nucleotides long. RefSeq lists its product as uncharacterized. The transcript has a single exon. Lineage: Eukaryota; Metazoa; Arthropoda; Insecta; Lepidoptera; Tortricidae. The record is from RefSeq and is a predicted model, not a curated record. Gene Ontology annotation, molecular function: nucleic acid binding. Gene Ontology annotation, biological process: DNA integration. The coding region runs from base 1 to 1176 and encodes 391 amino acids.
AUGGAGCAAGCAAAGCAGUUAAUCUUGCGGCAAGCUCAAGAAGAUUCCUUUGCCUGUGACAUACAAGCGGUAAAGGCAGAAAAAGACUUGCCACGCGAUAGUCGGCUGAGAAAUCUAUCUCCUUACUUGGACGAGAACAAUGUUUUACGCGUGAGCGGCUGCAUUGAUGCUGUUUCUGACGUACCUCAGGAAGCGAAAAGGCCCAUUAUUCUUGACGGACGGCAUCCUACUGCGAAGCUUUUGGUCAAGCGCUAUCAUGUGAAGGCUGCCCACGGACACCAAGAAGCGGUAGUAAAUGAUUUAAAACAAGAAUUUUGGAUAAUCCAGUUGCGACCUACCGUCAAAAAUGUUGCGUCUCGUUGCAUGCUCUGCAGGUUAAGAAAGGCUACCCCACAGAUGCCUCGGAUGGGUGACUUACCUCAAGCGCGCAUGGCGCAUCAUCAACGUGCCUUCACCUUUUGCGGGAUCGAUCUGUUUGGGCCCAUGGAAGUCACAGUAGGCAGACGUCGAGAAAAACGUUACGGCGUUUUGUUUACUUGCCUAACCGUUCGUGCAGUCCACAUAGAAGUCGUUCAUACACUUACUACUGACUCAUUGAUUAUGGCGCUUCGACGAAUGGCGUCUCGACGUGGGUGGCCGUCGCAUAUUUAUUCCGACAACGGCACGAACCUACGCGGAGCAGACGUCGAAUUGCGAAGAUCCAUACAGGAGCUCGACGAAGAACCAAUUAGAGCCGAAGCUCUUAACAAUCAAGUUCGCUGGACUUUUAUUCCGCCCGCCAGCCCCCAUUGGGGUGGGGCGUGGGAGCGCUUGAUUCGGACCGUAAAGCGAUCUCUUCGAGUCAUUUUAAAAGAACGAGCGCCCCGAGACGAAACUCUCAGCACUCUACUAGCGGAAGAAGAAGAUAUUGUCAACGGUCGACCACUAACACACGUGUCGGUAGAGCCGGGCUCCUCUGACGCGCUUACGCCCAACCACUUUCUUAUAGGCUCUUCAUCCAGGUUGCCAAUACAUGGCGUAUUUGACGAUUCGGACUUAGCCUUAAGGAAAGCAAUGGCGAAUAGCGCAGCGAUUGGCCGACAUGUACUGGAAACGGUGGAUGAAGGAGUUUCUCCCGCUUCUGUUACCGAGAAAGAAGUGGCAACAGGAGCAGAAGCCACUGUGUCGGUGACCUAG